AUGUUUACAAAUACUCUAGGGACAUAAAAUACAAUGCCUUAACAAUAAUAAUAAGGUUUAUCAGGAUAGAGUGCUUUAGUUUUUGGUAAUACGGCUGUUUCCGGCAAUAUUUUUGGACAAACACAACAAUUGACUACACCAAUAGGAUAAACCUAAAAUUAAGGAAUACUUGGAUAAUAACCAAAUUAGAUUGGUUAACCUUAAGCAUUUGGAGGAUAACCAUUAUAGACAACAAAUUUAAUAUAAUAACCUUAAGGUUAGCAAAUGGGAAUUUUAGGUCAAUAAACCGCAUAAUUUGGUUAAACCUAAUAAACUGGAUUUCUAGGAUAAUAUCCUAACUUACAAGGUGGAUAAAUUGGAUAAAUGUAAUAACAACCAUUAAUAUAGCCAUAAUAGCCAUAGUAAUAAUAACCUUAAUAAUAAUAAUAAUAACAAUAACAAUAACAAUAACAAUAAUAGAAUAAAUAAUAUACAAUUUAAUAAAUAAAAAAUGAAACAUAGAAACACAUUGAUAACUUAUCUAAAACCAUAUUAAAUAAAGAAAAAAUUGAAAAAAAUUAAAAAAAUUUGUAGUUAAUUGAAAAAAAUUCUCUUAGAAAUAUUUAGUAAUAAUAACAAUAAUAACCUCAGGUGAAUCAUUCUAUUGGAUAUGGUAUAUCUUAAUAAUAAGGACAAAGACCAAUAUAAAAAGUUGAUCCAAGAAAUCAUACUGCAAAAGUUGAAAAAUAUUAUAGUGAAUGGAAUAAGGGAAUUUAAAGAAUUGUAUAAAAAUAAGGAGAAACUAUUAAUCAAUUAAAUGAAUUAAAUUCUCUGUUAUGCCAAUAAGAAACUUUUUAUGGUAUUGUAAAAUGUAAAAUUAAUUAGAAAUAGAUGAAGAGUCAUUGAUAGAUUCUAUUAAAUAACUUGGAAAAGAACUCAAUUAAUUAGAAUAUAAGAUUGUAGAUAUAGUAAAAUUGUAGGAGAAAAUUUUAGGAUUAGAAAAAGAAGAAUCAGAAUGGGAUCAAAUUGUUAAUAAUUUGAGCGAAUGUCUAACCCUCCUAGAAAUUUAAACUGUAAAUAAUAGAAAUUUUAUAAUUUUAGAAAGAAGUGGAAGAACAAUUACAUUAAGCUGAAAUUCAUCCAAAAAUAGUAAAUAAAUGA
Paramecium sonneborni is the source of this 1140-nucleotide messenger RNA. Lineage: Eukaryota; Ciliophora; Oligohymenophorea; Peniculida; Parameciidae. The record is from the annotation of a GenBank genome assembly.